Molecule: messenger RNA, 3926 nt
Organism: Melanotaenia boesemani (Boeseman's rainbowfish)
Lineage: Eukaryota; Metazoa; Chordata; Actinopteri; Atheriniformes; Melanotaeniidae
Product: sterile alpha motif domain-containing protein 9-like
Exons: 5
Coding region: 172-2931 (919 amino acids)
Cellular component (GO): cytoplasm
Source: RefSeq, a predicted model, not a curated record
CCUGCACUACAGCUGGAACUGAAACAGAUUUACUUGUUACACAAGUCACAAAACGUCUAUCUUUCCUGGCUCCAAUCGCAGAGGUGAACCUGCAGCUAUAAGUGCUUUUGGAUGGAGGAGGGACGGACCCGCUUCCCAUUGACAAAAGGUAUGAAGAACUGAGUAUCUGAGAUGGCAAGCAGAUCAGCCCUGUCCACUGCUCCAGGUGGACUAAGACAUGUUGGGAGUAAAUUCCGAGAUUCCCUCUUUCUCCUGGAUGUUCUAUAUGCGGAUCAGUAUGAUGGAGAGAUUUUUAAUCAACAACUGGCUGAGGAGACAGAAGAAAACUUUUACAAAGGGGCUCCCCCCAACUGGCUCAAUUUCCACACCAGUGAGCAUCCUGAAUUUAAAAGUGGUUUCAUCCAACGAGAUGGAUUUGAAACUCUUAAGAACCAAAUUGUGGAAAAAAGCAAACUCCCUGCGGUAUCAGCUGUUAAACUGUUUCACCAGCCAGGAAGUGGAGGAACAACCAUGGCCAUGCAGGUGUUGUGGGACUUGAGGAAAACUUUUCGAUGUGCUGUUUUAACAGACUCAACCUCAGACAUCACAAAAGUUGCAAAGGAGGUGGUUUUCCUUUACACAGCAGGUGAUCAAGGCCACCAGAACACAGUGUUGUUGUUAGUAAAUGAUGAGCAUGUUCUGGACAAACUGCAGGACAGCAUUAUGCUGACCAUUGCUGAACAAGAGAUAGUCACCCGUAUGCCUGUAGCGAUUUUACUCAGCUGUGUGAGAAAGGAUGUCCUGGUACAGAAAGGCCCCGUUGUCCUGCAGAGAGUUCUGUCAGAUGCAGAAGAGAAGAAAUUUAAAAAGAAAAAAAAGGAGCUUAUCGCAAGGUAUGGUGAGAAAAUAAAACUAUUUCAUGGCUUUAACAUAAUGCAAAGUAAUUUUUCUCAAGAUUACAUCAAGCAAGCAUGCGAAGUAUUCAGCUCAGUCCGAAAAGCAAACAGACCACAGAAGACCCAGCUGGCUGCCUACCUGUCCCUGCUGAACGCCUACGUACCAGGUUCAUAUCUACUGGAGUCUCAGUGUCUGGACUUCCUCAACCCUCACGGUUUUGUCCAUGGAGACCUUACAGUUAAGGAGUUGAUGCAGCCCUAUGGUGAUCUCAUCAUCACCUUCCAACAAGAUGAAAGGUCUGAGAGAAAGGUCCGCAUGGCUCAUCCAAUGAUAGCGAAGUGCUGCACUGAACUCAUGGCUGCAGCAGGAGUGACCAGAAGUGACACAGCAAGAAACUUCCUGAACAAUUUUUGCAAAUAUGCAGAAAGUGAUGAGUUUCCUCAAUGUGUGCUUGGGUUUGUCAAAGACAUGCUAACCAAAAGAGAGAUGAAAACAGAGGACCCAGUCAAUACUUCAGAUAGUAAAGAGAAUCAAGAAAGGUUUUCAAGACUCAUUCUAGAUAUUCACAAGAUGGAGGGAAGCAAACAGAGUGCCUCAGUUUUAAAGGUGGCAUCAAAGAAAUUUAAGCUAAAUCCAUUUUUCCCUCAGGCCCUUGCUCGUUUUUAUUACAUCGAACUAAAAGACUACAAUCAGGCAGAGAUUUGGGCGAAAAGAGCGAAUGAGAGAGAUCCCCAAAAUUCAUUUGUUGCAGAUACACUGGGGCAAGUCCAUAAGAACCACCUGAAUAGCAAAGGAGUUUCUACCAAACCAAGAGAAAUUCUGCAGCUGGCUGAAAAAGCCAUUAAUGCUUUCAAGCAUGAAGAACAGCUAGCUGAUGCUGAACAAGAGCCCGACAUGAACGAUGACAGCAAGACUAAAGUCUUUAAUUCCAGAGGGCUCUUUGGUUUCCUGCAGGUCUGCAAUAUCUUGUAUGACAAACUUGUCCAUCAAAACAACAUCUGGAGAGACGUUCUCACACAAGCUGUGUCCUUGUGCUCUGUCCUGGACACACUUGGAGAUAACAAAAUCUUCAGAUUCAAUGAUCUUAUAAAAAGCCUCAGACCAGAAGUUGAGAGAAAAUGUGAUUUUUUUGACAAAUAUCUGACAUACUCCAAGCUUAACAUAGAAAAAGAUGAUCCUGAAUACAUAUCUAAGGACACCUUGCACUGCCACAGGAAGUUUGUUGGAGACUCACCACACAAACAAGUCAAACAAAAGAUUGCUGAACACAUGCAGAAGCUUAAACAAAAGCUAGCUGAUACCACUGCAGGGGUACUGGCAUGUCUCGACCGUGAACAUACUGAAUCAGACCUUAAAGAAAUAACUACAUGGUGGAAGGAAAUUUGCUCCAGUAAAAAUCCAGGAAUAGCCGUGGUCAACUACAUUUUUGCUCAUAUCAUUUUAAUGAACACAGGCGGGAGCUCUCCCUUAAAACGCAAACCGUUCACAACAUUUAGAGAGAAAAUACCCCUGAAACUAAACGAUCCGCCUGAACAGCACAUGCUAGCCCUCCUCUUGUACUGGCCUUCGGGGAAUGAAGACAGAUGUAUCUUUGACCUCAGUCAAUUAAUCCAGCAAAUGCACUGUUCUUAUGAAAAUACAUACAAGAAGCAUUUUCGAUUAAGGUACCUUCGCCCCCUGUUUUUCCUUGGAAAAGGACAAGAACUGAACAGGACCAUUCACAGAAAAGUUCUUGAGAUGUUGUUUUAUGAGGAAAAUCAGGAAACUAAACCAGACUGGAGCUAUAACUGGAGAAAUGAGAACAUUUUUAAAAAUUCUGCCGUCCAAGACCGUCUUCUCAAAGUAGAAGGAGUUGUACGAAACUACAGAGUGUAUGCAUCUGUUGGUGGCACAGAGAUUGAAGUGGAAGCCAAUCUUCAAAGAAGCCUGUGGAGAUCCCGCAAAGUUUCCUUUUACCUCGGAUUCACCAUCAGAGGUCCUGUGGCCUUUGAUAUCCAGACAAAAACUGAAGACAAAGGGCCUUCUGGAGGACUCCUUGAAGCUCGUGCCAAAUAAAGGUUCCUGGGUGUUCCAGUUGGGUGGGCAGUGCUGCAGCUGUGAUUGUAGAGGGUGAGGCCAGAGACUCCACCCAGCACCGCAGCAGCCGUGUCCUCAGAGGAAGUCCUGCAGGUGCAGAGGGACACCAUCACCACUAUAAACCAGGUGGACAAGGAGCUGCAGGAGAUAAAGACCGUCUGGACAGAAUUUGGGACAAUAAAAAGGCAUCAUGUAAAAAUUUAUAAAUAAAUAGAAAUCCACCUCUUACAUGUUUCAUAAGUGUUGCAUCACUUGUGUGGUGUGAAAGAUAUUAGUGGAUUGUGCACAAAUGUCUCACAUUUCCCAUCAUGUCCUUGGUUUUACUUUGUACUGUUGGUAAUUGUAAAUACAUUUAUUGGGAUACUCAUCAAGGAAUUACUUAGGUGUGCUACUUAUUUUAAUUUAUAUUCUUAUUCUAUUAAUCAUAUUAAAUAUAUCUCAUCUUCAAGCUCAUAUACUUACUAACAUGUGUGCUAGUGUGCUUAAGCAAUAAUGAGACUCUUCAUAUGAGGUGGGUGAGAAGAACAUGUGACGGGCUGACUAAUUGUGUGUGAACAUGUGAAAUAUUAUAUUUCAAGGAAGUGUCUAAGUUAACCGGAGUCUAGAGGAAAGCUCCUUUUUGUCUGUGUAUUGUCUUCUUGUUCCUAUUUUUUAGAACACAAGCAGAUGGGUUCACAGGACCUGUGACUGCAUCUGACCCAAUUCCUGCAACUGCACCAUUAGUCAGCUAAACUGUGUAUAGAAAGGAGGAGCUGUAAUAUAUAAGGGUCCAGAGACAGAGAGUGGAGGUCCUGUCUGUAGCGGCCAGCAGGACAUUUCUUAUGUCUGUUUGUCAGGGAUAGAUAUGGACCCGGGGUUCUGUAAUUCCCACAUUCCCAUACCUUUUAAAUUAAUAAAUUGUUAACUGAGAGAAGUAGUUUGUCAUCUAUGCUCCAUCAAAACGAACAUGCAGGAGAAGAACCUAAAGAGAAAGG